Messenger RNA from Daucus carota subsp. sativus, 1917 nucleotides. RefSeq names its product cytochrome P450 76A2. Gene Ontology annotation, molecular function: monooxygenase activity; oxidoreductase activity, acting on paired donors, with incorporation or reduction of molecular oxygen; heme binding. The transcript has 3 exons. Bases 553 to 1839 code for a protein of 428 amino acids. NCBI's taxonomy places the organism in Eukaryota, Viridiplantae, Streptophyta, Magnoliopsida, Apiales, Apiaceae. The record is from RefSeq and is a predicted model, not a curated record.
GAAAGUUAAAAUUACCUGUGCUGUGCAAAAAAGACUUUGAAAACAUAAUAAACAUUAUAUUAACUCCUUUCAACAAAUUUUUUGUUUUGAGUAGGUAGAAUAGUUGGUACACCAAAGAAGAAUACAAAAAGAAGCAAAAAAAUCCAGAAAAAUCAUAAUUUAAGUGGACUCAUGGCUGGCUCUGAGGACACUAUGCUGGCUCUGAGACACUAUGCUUAUAUGCAGAGAAAUUAAGUGUGAUCACUAGAGCUUGAGUACUAGAAAAUCUUGAGUAUACUAAACCCGGCUCGGUACUCUCAGAUUUAUACUUUAGGCAUGGAGUGGAGUGGGAGCUAUGUCGUUUGGCUUGCAUUGAUAAGUUUAGUUUCACUUGUUUGGCACUUGAGGAGGAAGAACAGUUACAGACGACGUUCCAAGCUCCCUCCUGGUCCUAAGGGAUGGCCAAUUUUUGGGAAUCUUUUCGAUCUUGGAAGCUAGCCACACAGGAGUCUAGAAGCACUAAGGCAAGAAUAUGGUCCCGUUGUGUGGUUAAAUCUUGGUUUUGUCAAGACCAUGGUGAUUCUUUCAGCUGGUGCAGCUGAAGAACUUUUCAAGAACCAUGAUCUCUCCUUUGUUGACCGGUUCACUAAUGACUCCAUGAGGUCACAUGACCACUACACGGUCUCUAUAGCCUUUGGCUCAUACAACGCCUACUGGCGCACCUUAAGGCGAAUAUGUGCCUCUGAGCUGUUUGCUAACAAGAGGAUCAACAACACAGUGUUGAUUAGGCAAAAGUGCGUAGAUGAAAUGUUGUUGUGGAUUGAAAAUGAAGUAAAAAAGAGUACUAGUAGUAGCAUUGUGGUUAGAGACUUUGUGUUCCCAGCAUUAUUUAACAUGAUUGGGAAUCUCACUCUGUCUCACAACUUGGUCGAUCCCCAGUCAGAAAUGUCCUCUGAAUUUUGCACCGCUUUGGCAGGCUUCCACGAGUCUGUAGGCCGUCCCAAUAUUUCAGAUUUAUUACCCUGGCUGAGAAGGCUUGACCUCCAGGGAAUAAGGAAGGCUUCAGAUUACAGUUUAGCAAAAGCAAAAGAAAUUAUCUCCGCGUUUGUGAAGGAACGUGUGAUAGAGAGGGAAAUAAAACACGAACCAUCAUCAGAGCAGAAGGACUUCUUGGAUGUGCUGUUAGAUUAUAGAGGAACUGGAAAGGACGAACCAGCUGAAUUGUCAGAGUCCCAAGUCACUGUUUUCCUAAUGGAAAUGUUUUUUGCUGGAACAGACACAUCAAGCGCCACAAUUGAGUGGGCAAUGAGCGAGCUCUUAACAAAUCCUGAUCGACUGAAGAAGAUACGAGCUGAGCUUGCUAGUGUUGUUGGAGCAAACAGAAAAUUGCAAGAGACUGACAUUGAAAAUCUGCCUUAUUUGCGCGCCAUUGUGGAGGAAACACUACGUUUACAUCCUCCAGCACCGUUAUUAAUUCCAAGGAAGGCGGUUCAAGAUACUAAUUUCAUGGGCUAUAGUAUUUUAAGAAAUACGCAAGUUAUGAUCAAUUGCUGGGCAAUAGGAAGAGAUGAGGAGAGCUGGGAGGAUGCUUUGUGUUUUAAGCCGGAGAGGUUCUUGGACUCGGAUACUAAUUACAAGGGCCAGAGCUUCGAGUUUAUACCAUUUGGCGCUGGCAGAAGGAUGUGCCCUGCUGUCCCGUUGGCUCAUCGAAUGGUGCAUUUAAUUCUAGGCUCCUUGCUUCACCAUUUUGAGUGGGAGCUUUGUGAAGAUGGUGGAGUAAUAGAUAUGAGGGAGACAAUGGGGGUAACAGCAAAGAAACUGGAAGCCUUGCAAGCAAUUCCGAAACGAAAGACAGCAUGAUCAGAAAGGAUGUUACUGUGCUCUAAUGUUGUCCUGUCCAGUAUGCACAUUUUAUUUUCUAUGAACACACUUAUUGUC